AUGUCCACAAUUAAUUACAAUACAACUAAGUUAUCCAAUGGGGUAGACUUAUUUUACGUUGAGUCAGGAGAUUCAAGAAAACCCACUCUUUUGUUGCUCCAUGGAUUUCCAACUUCCUCUAGACAGUUCCAAAAGUUGAUUCCUUUGCUCUCUCCACAUUUCCACAUCCUAGCACCAGAUUUGCCAGGGUACGGACAAACAAGAGUGCAAGCGGGUGCCAAAUAUGAGUAUACGUUUGAAAACUUGGGCAACACAGUCGAGCUAUUCUUGAAAGAAAAGAAGGUUGGGAAGUUUUCCAUUUAUAUCUUCGACUAUGGUGCUCCCACUGGUUUAAGGGUCGCUUUAAAGCAGCCACAGAAUGUAACUGCGAUCAUCUCUCAAAACGGAAAUGCUUACGAUGAGGGAUUGGGUAAAGACUUCUGGGCACCACUUCAAAUUUUGUGGGACUUGGAAGAUAAGCGGAUUGCCGACGGAGGUAAGCUUCUGGAUUCCGACUCCAAGAAGUUCAAGGAUAUUGUAGCUGAAGCUGGUAGCGAAGUGCUUGGGUUGGGCGGAUUUCAAAGUCAAUAUGCUCAUGGUGAGCCCGAUCUUUCAAGAGUGAACCCCGAAUUUGCGAUCACUUGACAGCUGCCGAGUUUAAGGAUGACGUAUCUACUCAAUUGGCAUAUUUCUUGGACUACAGAAAGAAUUUAACCUUCUAUCCAGAAUUCCAAAAGUUUUUCAGAGCAACCAACGUUCCGAUUCUUGCUGUAUGGGGUAAAAACGAUGUGAUUUUUGUUGAAGAAGGAGCUGAUGCGUACAAGAGGGACUCGAAGGAUGUGAAGGUUGUGAAAAUAGAUGGGGGCCACUUCAUUAGUUUGAGUCACGCCAAGGAAGUUGCGGAAGAGAUCAUCGACUUCUUUAGGGAGAGAAAGAUAAUCAGCUGA
Dujonia railenensis is the source of this 926-nucleotide messenger RNA. NCBI's taxonomy places the organism in Eukaryota, Fungi, Ascomycota, Pichiomycetes, Serinales, Debaryomycetaceae. The record is from the annotation of a GenBank genome assembly.